UGAAUCCCUACAUGACAAAAAAAUAAUUUUACUAUGUUACAAAACUUGCACAAUAUUUCAACAAAACCACUUGAUUAUUGUAAUUGUAAUUGUAAUAAUAAUAAUAAUAAUAAUAAUAAUUUAAGAAAGAAAUAUUUAUUUAUGUAAUAAAUAGAACUAUCAAAACACAGAUUUCGAAUAAAAGAAUAUGGACGUGAAAAAAUAUAUUGAAGGUUAACUUUCUGGUUAAUACGAGCAAACUAUUUCUCGAAAGAUUAAUAAUAAAAUCAUAACGAUAAAUUAUACGAUCAAAUUCAGGAAUAAAUCUUUUUAUAUUUUAAUUUGAACAAAAUUUAAGAUGUUCACGAUAUAACACGAUUUCAAUCGUACUACACUCACCCCACGCGAUUAGAACAGAAGGAAAGACCUGCCGCUUGAAUAUGGUUACAUGAGACAGUGAUCGAAACGAUAUUAUAGAUGGCAGUCCCUGCGUUUUAUUUCAUUCCUCUACUAGAGGCCUCUACGUCGAACUAAAACAUAUAGAAAUCGUCGAUAAUUAUUUGAAAAGAAAUUUGAACGAAAUAAACAAAAAUUUAUACGAUUUGAAUAUUUCGAAUUUGGAAUCAUGUUUUCGUAUGUAAUUUGAUUAAAAUUAUUCUCUCAUAUGAUAUUUCCUUUAUAAUUUAAUAGUAAAAAUGAUAUCGUAUGUAAGACAAUUUAAAAAAACAAUGUACUAACUAUAAAAAAAAGGAUAAUAUAUAUCAUCAAAUAAAAAACAAUGUAAUAAAACAAGUGUCAACGAGUUAAUUACAUAAAUAUAAUUUGAAAAGAUGACAAGGGUGAUAAUAUCGCGAUCGUUCCAAGUAACGAUCAGAUAAUAUCUUAACGAGUAAUCGAUUAUUUUCUGAUGUCUCUUCUAUUGUUUAACAGUAAUCAAAAAAAUUUUUCUUUUGUAAUCAUUCCAAAAUUCUUGAAAAAAGAAACAAGAAAAAAUAGAAGAACAAAAAAAGGAAUGGAAUAACGCGAUGAAGAAAAGAAAAAAGAAAAAAAGAAGAAACAUUUCAUUCAAAAACACUAUCGAAAUCCAAAUCAAUAAAUGAAACAAAAUCGAAACGUGGAUGAUGUUGUUGGCCAUGAAUGAAAGGUGGGCCAGGGAUGCGUGUUAUAACGACAACACGACACAUUAUCGAGCGACCUGGUGACCUCUCACAUCAAGGAAUUGAUUAUUUUAGGGGAGUCACCCUGAGGAGUCGAGAAUAGCGAGGUAGUUCGUCAUGGAUACUCGUUCAGGUAGCAUAAAAGAUCCGAUUUAUUACCCAUCUGGUUCGGAUAACUUGGAUCAAAAUAAUGAUGUCGAAUCAAGCGCUCGUAGUUCUGGUGGUAGUCAAGAACUCGGUUUGGACGAGAGCGCCUCGCUUAAAGUACCAAGAAAGUUUAUUACAAAUUGGCGGCAAGCCUGCGAUCGGACUCGUGAUAGAACAAAAGAUUUAUUAAAAAGAUGGAGAACAGUACCUAGUAAUACUGACGUAUUCACUGAAACUUCAACAGUUACCAAAGAGAUCGAACAUCCUGGCUGGAGCGUACACGUUUGGACAACUUGGGUGAGUCGUUAUCCUAGCGACGAUAGUUUAACAGCGAUCGAACAUUUUGACAAAAGAGGACAUUCGAAAGUAUUGGCGCCUAUACAACGUGAUAAACUUUCACAUUUCUUUAUAUUAUUGGAUCACGACAAGGAUGGUUUUAUCACUAGAAAGGAUUUCGGGAUAUUAUCCGAGAAAUUACGAAGAUUCGCCGAUUGGUCUUGGAACGGUCCGGAAUAUUUACGUUUGUUAGAAGUCGAAAAAGGAUUUGCUUCAUUGAUAUUUCCUGAAAAUAAAAACGAACUGGAACAACAGACGAGAAAAAUCGAUCUUGACGAUUGGUUAUCUUGGUGGACAAAAAUAAUAACUCCAAUUAACGGAACGAAUUACAAUGAGUUACCGUUUUGGAUUAAAAUGAUGCCAAAAAUAUUUUUCCUCGUUAUUAAUGGUACAGGAAAUGGAAAGAUCAGCAAGGAUGAGAUUAGCAAUUUUUAUGGUUCGAUCGUUGGUCUUGAUUCGGAUAGAAUUGAAAAAUGUAUUGACAUUGCCUAUAACUCGAUGACCUCUAACGGAGAUCAUCCUCUCGGUUGGCCGCAGUAUCAAUUAAUUUUUGCAAAUUUUUUAUUUGGACGUGGUCCUUUCGGACCGGGUGAACAUUUUCUUGGAAUGACAGACUCUUGUAUCGCACGUGGAAACAGUAUACCUUUUCCAAUUGAUUAUUCCGCCAUGAAUACUCCGAAAGAUAAAUUAGAAAUUUAUAGUCCACAUUGUAAAAGUAGUAGACGAAGUGUUGUGGUAUAAAAUAUAACAUAAGUUAUAUACAUAUGUAAAUUGAAUUAACGCGUUAAUUGCAAAAUGGUUAACUUCGGUUCGUUUAUAAAUGUUACGAAUUUAUUCUUUUUCUUUAAUACUCGUAUGAAUUAUUUACGAACUUUCUUAUAUACCAAAGUUAUUUAAUUUCUUAAUUCGAGUUUAUCUUUUAAUUUAUUAUAUUUUAAGAUUAUAUUAUAAACAAAUAAAUAUAUAUAUAUAUAUAUAUAUUAUUGUUAUAUGAAGAAUUGUAAUUGUAAUUAAAUUAUAUUUAUAAUAUAUAUAUAUAUAUGAACACACGCAUAUGCGUGCGUGCGCGCGUGUACGUGUGUGUGUAUGUGUAUGUGUGUGUGUACAAUUAAAAUAUAAAUUUGGAGCGAUCGUUUAGCAAUGAAGUAUUAAGUAUUAGAAAAGCAAUAGAAGGACUUGAUGUAUAUCAAUUCUUUUAUUUCAAAAAUAAUCAUGUAAUAACUUACAAGGGACAUACACGAGGCAUAAAAGGACAUGCUUAAUAUUUUACUAUUUAACUAAAGACAUGAUUAGGGUAGUCGUGGCGUUGCAUGUAACAAAAAUAUUUCAAAGAAUUCAUUUCGAAUUCUAUUAACAUUUUACUUAAAUACUGACGCGUUUAGAUAAAACAGUUAUGGAAGCUAAUUCUCAUAUAUAUAUAUAUAUAUAUAUAUAUAUAUAUAUAUAUAUAUAUAUACUACACGUAUACUUGAGUAAAAUAUGAUAUUCGUAUACAAUCCAGUUUACAUGAGUUACAUUAUUUUUCGAUGUAAUUAUUAAAAUUACCAUAAUUGGAUAUUUCUUUAUCAUCACGCGUAUAUAAUGAUUGAUAUAAUAUAAAAUAUUAAUUAAAAUUAUAUGAUCUGCAUAUGACUAAAAAGCAGAAAGCACGAAAUUCGCUAAUUUUUCGAAUUUAUCUAAUUAAAAUUAUAGAUAAUAUAAUGAAAUUAUUUCUAAAUUAAUUGUAAUAUAUGUAAGUAAAUAGUAAAUUGGCGUGGCAAAACAAGCAGUCGGUCAAAUAAUUUUGCGAAUGAUUAAUGAUUUGAUAUUAAAAUUAUUUAACGAAGACAUUUCAAAAUGUCGACUUACUUACAUUCAAACACACACACACACAUACACACACACACACGUACACGCACGCAAACAUACACGUACACGCACGCAAACAUACACGUACACGCACGCACUUACGCACAGUCCUUUUGUAUCGUUAUAAAGAUUGGCAGUAUAUUAAUAAUAUUGUGUAGUAUGGUAUAUUGUUAUCAUGAUUCUUAAAAAUAUGUAUUAUAUAUAUAUAUAUAUGUGUAUGUAUGUAGGUAUAAACCUGAGUUGGGAUGAUAUCAAUUUGGUACAUUGUACAUAUGGUAAUCUGUUUGACAUAAGGAGUUAUUUUUUUUCUUGUUCUUUCUUUCUUUCUUUCUUUCUUUUCUUUCCUUUCUUUCUUUCUUUCUCUUAACGCAUCCUUAUAUGAUUGAUAUUAUUUAUUGUGUUUCGCUUGUACUUUUAUUUGUGCUUGUACUUUGAUAUUUUCACCAUAAGCAUUAAACUAUGGCAGCAAUAUA
This is a messenger RNA of Vespa velutina, 3940 nucleotides long. RefSeq lists its product as uncharacterized. The coding region runs from base 1254 to 2360 and encodes 368 amino acids. NCBI's taxonomy places the organism in Eukaryota, Metazoa, Arthropoda, Insecta, Hymenoptera, Vespidae. Gene Ontology annotation, molecular function: calcium ion binding. The transcript is spliced from 4 exons. The record is from RefSeq and is a predicted model, not a curated record.